Molecule: messenger RNA, 420 nt
Organism: Beta vulgaris subsp. vulgaris (sugar beet)
Lineage: Eukaryota; Viridiplantae; Streptophyta; Magnoliopsida; Caryophyllales; Amaranthaceae
Exons: 1
Coding region: 1-420 (139 amino acids)
Source: RefSeq, a predicted model, not a curated record
AUGUCUUAUGAAAGUGGGGCAAAUCAACCACGAAGGGGAUACUGUAACUGUGGUAUUCCAAUUGCACAGUUGGUAUCUUGGACUGAGAACAAUCCAGGGAGAAGAUUUGAAAAAAGGUGCAAGUUCUAUUCUGCAAAUCAAGAUGAUGGUAUGGGUUGCAAAUAUUGGAGGUGGGUUGAUGAAGGAAAUAUUCAUUGGCAGAGAGAUCUUUGUAAUCAGUUAUUGGAUGAGAACAAGGCAUUGAGAAGAGAGGUUGCUACAAUGAAGCUAAAAUUGGAUUCAGUGGUUGAAGAGGCAACUGAGUUGAAGGUGAAGUUAAGGUUUGGGAAAGGGAAACAAUUUGGUGGUUUUGGGGUUAAAUUAUUUCUCUCUGUGACUGUCGUCAUUCUAAGUGUAAUAUUUGCUAAGAUAUUUGGGUAA